CCUUAUAAGGUUCGUGGCACGUUUGAUACUCUGCGUUUUAUCAUGCUGGGGUGUCUUGAAGCAGUCAAAGAUCUUUGACCAGUCGACCCUUGAUUGGCAUGUUGCUCUAUCAUGGCGCUGUUGCUGAAGGCCUGAUGAGUCAUGUUGACCCUGAUUGUAAUUGUUAUAUAUUCUGCCUACCAGGCGCAGCGCCGUGCUCGAUACUAGUGCCUCCAUACGACUCUCUCUUAAACAUGGAUUCACCAACCUUUGUUCAUCUCUCAACCAUGCUCCAGUUCCAGAACUAUUCUUUCGCAUCACUAGUGGCUUCUUGGGUCUACGAUUGUUUCCUAAUCUUGGACCAGGAGGUAUCUUUGAUUCAUCGGCCACGGUGGAGCAAAGGAAGUAUUCUUUAUAUCGUGACGAGAUACAUGCCAGCCUUGAUGCUCUCUGUACACUUAUGCAUGAACUAUCUCCCGAAUGAAAACUUUGUGACUUGUAAACUUCUACAGUCAAUGUGGUAUUGUACUGCUGCAUUGUGCAUGACUGGUGCAGAAGGUAUCUUCAUCCUUCGUACCUAUGCAUUAUGGGGACAAAAGAAAUCCAUUAUGGGCCUUAUGUUGUCAACUGCACUCUCCCUAAUAAUCUUGAACAUGGUAAUAGCGUUGAAGGUUUGGAAGGAGUCGAAACAGAUCAUAGUACUCACCAUGAUUCGUGUAUAUUUGGCAUACCGCGAAAGAAGGUGUCGGCUGCUCAAUAUCCUUCUACAACACAACAUCUUUUACUUCGGAACUGGGCUAACACUAUCUGUGCUCAAUCUUCUAGCCAUUGAAUGGCUACCGUUCAACUCCUCAAAUACGUUUGUAACAUUUCAAAUCGUCAUGCAUACGAUCCUCGUGACUCGGAUGCACCUACGGUUUUGCAAGACUGUUCGCGACUCCCCUGAGCUCGGAACCACAUCACACUCUCAAUUGACAGAUAUUGAACUUCAGACGCGUUCGCAUUCGAAUACAUGAUGAUUCGAUGCAAUCUGUACAUUUCAUUUCCAUUCUGACAUUUUUUUCUGUUGUGUUGCAACGAAUCCAAGCUGUUGUUGGGCCAUCAGGAA
Suillus fuscotomentosus is the source of this 1087-nucleotide messenger RNA. RefSeq lists its product as uncharacterized. The coding region runs from base 99 to 995 and encodes 298 amino acids. The record is from RefSeq and is a predicted model, not a curated record. NCBI's taxonomy places the organism in Eukaryota, Fungi, Basidiomycota, Agaricomycetes, Boletales, Suillaceae. The transcript has 13 exons.